Triticum urartu is the source of this 861-nucleotide messenger RNA. Its product is annotated as signal recognition particle subunit SRP54 2-like. Gene Ontology annotation, biological process: SRP-dependent cotranslational protein targeting to membrane; SRP-dependent cotranslational protein targeting to membrane, translocation. Gene Ontology annotation, molecular function: endoplasmic reticulum signal sequence receptor activity; 7S RNA binding; GTPase activity. The record is from RefSeq and is a predicted model, not a curated record. Gene Ontology annotation, cellular component: signal recognition particle, endoplasmic reticulum targeting; cytosol. Lineage: Eukaryota; Viridiplantae; Streptophyta; Magnoliopsida; Poales; Poaceae.
AAACAGCACACCAUUCGCCGCCACCGCCACCUCCUCCCUGUCCUGCAGCGGCACGUCCCGCCACCACCUCCUUCCUCGACGGGUCCCGUAGUGACGCCCAUCACGUCCCGCAGAUGCCGUCCCCAAUCCCCACCGCGUUCCUCAAUCCCCAUCCCCAACCAAAAUCUUCCCCAUCUCCCCCGGCCAGUUCUCCUCCCGUCCGCGUCCGCGUCCCCUUCCCCACCCCCGCUCCCAGAUCGCGCCGCGCGCCGCCCCUGACCGCCGUCGGAACCCCACCCCGCCGGUGACGAGGCCAGACCCCCAAGGGCCCAGCCAAGAUGGUGCUCGCGCAGCUGGGCAGGAGCAUCUCCCGCGCGCUUGCGCAGAUGGGCAAUGCCACGGUGAUCGACGAGAAGGUGCUCGGGGAGUGCCUCAACGAGAUCUCCCCCGCGCUCCUGCAGUCUGACGUCCGGAAGAUCGUCAACCUCGAGACCCUCGCCGCCGGCACCAACAAGCGGCGCAUCAUACAGCAGGCCAUCUUCACGGAGCUCUGCAACAUGCUAGAUCCAGGGAAGCCGGUCUUCACCCCCAAGAAGGGCAAGCCCAAUGUCGUCAUGUUCGUCGGAUUGCAGGGCCAGUCUGACUCACCAACCAACCUCGCCUUCUUGCUCUGUUUAUUGUUCUACACCUAUUACUGAAUGUAUAUAUGUACCACUCUGUGUGUAGCAUUUUUCUAACUGUACAAUAGCACUCACUCCUCUACUGUCACAUAAUAGAUUAGCCUUGAAUUCAUCUAGUUUGGAUCAAAAUAGAACCAUUGAUUAAUACUAGAUGAUUGUUACUGUAAAUUUGGUUAUAGAUUUCUUUGAACUAGUUUGAUUC